Molecule: messenger RNA, 1071 nt
Organism: Penicillium subrubescens
Lineage: Eukaryota; Fungi; Ascomycota; Eurotiomycetes; Eurotiales; Aspergillaceae
Product: nucleoporin FG repeat-containing protein
Exons: 3
Coding region: 1-1071 (356 amino acids)
Source: RefSeq, a predicted model, not a curated record
AUGAUUGAACUAGAGGAAAAUCACGGCUGGCUUCAAGACACGCGGGAUGCGGCGGGCAAUCCAUUCCAGCAAUUACACUCAGAAACACAGCAGAAACUCGCAGCGCAUGAGUGCCAGAGCCUAGGAAUCAAAUAUCAGGUUACUGGAAAGUACUGCUCAUUUGUUGCACUCGAAAGUGAUGCAUCCUCUAGCUCAGAGGAGACACAAAAGCCGACUGAGACUGAGACACAAAAGCUGCCGGUCCGAACCCGCCACCGCGCAUUUGAGAGUGCUCGAGGCCUGCAUUGCCUGGCGCACCAGGGCCUCGCGCUCCAGCAAUGGGAGGCUAUGCAAGCAAGCCCGGUAUUUGCCAGAACACCACCUCCUCCUCCACCUGCGCCAGGGGCAAGUCUCUCUGGUGCAGUUGCCGAAGCCCCAAUGGAGCAAAAUCUCCGUAUGGUUUCGUCGCCUGUGUCCUCUUUUGGAGCUCCUUCACCGCCUCCGUCAAGCCAACCUGCCUUUGGGGCAUUUGGUCAAGCUCAACCUUUGGCCCAAAGUGCUUUUGAGGCCCCACCUGGAGACCUCUUUGGCUCAUCGACUCAACCCUCAACAGGUGGCUCACUCUUUGGAAGAGCCAGCUCUGGUUCGAACCCGUUUGCCAAUAUCACUGUUCCAACACCCCUUUCUAUGCCAAGUCAGAAAAAGGCAUCACUGACCGCUAGACAAGAGCCGGAUAAUGCAAAGCCAGCACAACUCACAAAACCUUCAAAAGUACACGCCCUCGUUGGAUUGCAAACUUUUGAAGGAAACUGGGAAUGGGCACAGAGUUUAUUUGAUGUCCUCGGAUACAAUAUGGCAGAUAUUCAAGUGCGGGUCCUCCACUUGCUGCAGGUGGAAAGUCUUGGCACGGAUGCCGCGAACAUCGUUGCUACCGUGCUAGCAGGCGCAUUCCUUUUGAAUAAGAAUGCGGAUUCUCGGAGUGUUUGGGAGUUAGUCUAUGAUAAAGUUGAAUUCUGGGUUUCUAAAAUAUUGGAUCAAGUUUGUUUCCAGGUCAUUGAAGCUCACAAGAACGAGAUCAUGGCUCUGGUUUGA